This is a messenger RNA of Dermatophagoides farinae (American house dust mite), 2625 nucleotides long. The record is from RefSeq and is a predicted model, not a curated record. Lineage: Eukaryota; Metazoa; Arthropoda; Arachnida; Sarcoptiformes; Pyroglyphidae.
AAAAAAAAUCAACAGCCUGUUUCUUCUCAUCGACCUGUGUGUGUGUUCCAUAUAAUUGUGAAAAAAUUAUCGCUCAUUUCCUAAUAACAUUCAUUCCUUGUUUUCAAUAUUUCCCAUCUGUCCAUUACACUUGAAUGCAUUUCACUACUUGUUCUUUAAUUAAAUUAACCGGAAGAAAAGGAUGAUUUAUACCGGCGAGCAACGACGAGUCGAUCCGGACACUCUCGGGAAUUGAAUUCGGUUAAACUUUACCGUUUUGAUGAUAUAAAAUUUUUUUCUUUCACCAAUUAGUAAUUAUCGAUUUUUUUUCAUCAGUAUUUGUUUGGCUGAACCGUUUCGUCCAUUUCAUUUGUUUUUUUCCGUGUAUUUUUGUUCCAAAUGAUUGGUCAAGUGAACAAUAUUUAUAUUUUUCUCCUUUGUGUACACUAUCGAUAAACUUGAUCAAUUUACCAGGAUGAAUUUCAAUCUAAUUUUCUGACAUUUCAGCCACAACAACAAUAACAACAGUCUUCAAAUCCGAUUUUUUCAAAUACAAAUUAUCCGUAACGGUCAUCAUCGUUAACAUGAUGUUCAUAUCGGAUUGCAUUCCAUCAAUGACCAAAAGGAUUGAAUCAAUACAAUCUUUUGUGUUUGGCAUCGUUCCAUUGUUGAUUGUUCACUCAUUUCUGUUGGGUUGUUCUGCCUUGAAAUUAAUUUCGGUCAAUGUACCUACGAUGGUAGUAAUGGGUCAACCAGUAUGGCUUAAUUGUAGCUAUGACCUUGAAAAUGAAGAAUUAUAUUCAAUCAAAUGGUAUCAUUGGAAUGCCGAUUCUGAAGCUAAAGGAGAAUUUUAUCGUUGGAUACCGAAAGAUUCACCACCCGGACAAAUGUUUCAAAUGGAAGGAAUCUAUUUGGAUCUUCAACGAUCAUCGUUUGGAAAUGUCUAUCUGACCAAGACUGAUGUCUAUACAGAUGGAUCAUUUCGUUGUGAGGUGAGCGCCGAAGCACCCAGUUUUCAAACCGUUCGUAAAGAAAAAGAAUUACAUAUUUACAGUCUGCCCAAAGAGAAGCCAAUUAUCCAUACCAUUGGUAACAACGAUACCAGCUAUUAUAGACCAGGAGAUUUAAUCAAUUUGACUUGUCGAACCAUGCCAUCCAGGCCACCCGCAACAUUAACAUGGCAUAUCAAUCAGGAGAUUGCCGAUUCUCGUUAUGUUAAAUCAUUGUCAGUUCUGUCAUCAUCAUCCGAUGGUCUAAUCGGUUCAGCAUCGCAAUUAUUUUUCUAUUCUGAAAGCAGCCAUUAUCAUGGUGGUCUAUUAAAAAUAACCUGUUUAAGUGAUAUUAUUCUACAAUAUACGGUGGCCAGUGAAGAGGUUAUGAUCGGCGGUGCCAAUGAUCCAUCAUCAUCAUCGUCGUCGGAUUUAUUCAACAGAUAUAGAAAUUCAGCUCAUCAAAUGAUAACCGAUUCUAUGAGCAAAGAUAUUCCCAUUAUAACCGGAAUAUCACAUCAACGAUAUUAUAAGCCUGGUGAUAUUGUCAAUUUGACAUGCAUUUCACGUGCAAAACCUGCUCCAAAGCUCAGCUUUAUGGUCAAUGAUGAAGAGGCCAAUCCAGCUCAAAUUCGCGAAUAUCCAAUAUUUCCAUUAAGUGAUGGAUCAUUUGCCUCUAAACUAGGCCUAAAAUUUAAGGUGAAAAUGGAAAACUCGGUUUCAUCAUCAUCAUCAUUAUCGCAUAGUGGCAAACAUUACCACCAUCAAUUGUCAAAUCGUUUGUCCAGCAACAGUAAAAAUGAUCGUACAUCAUCGAACAUUAAACAAUAUCGUAUCAAAUGUUUAGCAUCAAUGGAGAAAAACAUUUACCAUGUUAAGAAUGAACUUCUUCUUGGCACAUCGAAACAAAGUUCGGGUCUGCAUUUUUCCGAAAACUUUGCUGUUAAUAUCAAUGGUAAUCAUAAUAAUCAUUUGAUCAUUCAUUCUUUUCAUUCAAAAAAUUCCACUUCUCACUACACUCAUUCAGCAUUUCAAAUGUCCGACAAGAACAAAAAAUUGUCUAAUUUCUUGUUUCAUCAUUGUUCCUUUGAACAUGUAUAUAAUGUGCAUUAUGUUUGUAAUAUAGAAUCAUUUCCAUUGAUGAUGAACUUAAAAUCCUUGUACGAUUUUGACUCAUUGCUCGUGUGAUUUACUUUUUCAGAUUACACAUUUUUUGUUCGAUUUUUGUGCAGAAGUUUUUUUAAGUUGCAUUUUAUUUUCGAUGAUCAGACACGGGGUACACUAACUAAUAAUGAUGAUAGCUUAUAUUUAGAGAGAAAGGAAAAAAGAGAACAUAUUCGUGCAAUGAGACAUUCUCCGAUUGUCCAGUCGGUAUCAUCAUCAUCCUUAAUCGUUAAUAGGGCUUCUUCAUCAUCAUCAUCAUCAUUGUUGGUCAUUUGAGCGAAUCACAUUUAUAGAGAAUCAAAGAAAAAUGAAAAAAAAAAACAAAAAUUAUUUACUAACUAACCAAACAAAUAAUUCAUUGAAGCAGACGAAAAAAAUGAACUCAAUCCAUUUUCUUCCCCCCGUCAUCAGAAUCUCACUAUGUCAUCAACGAUAAUAAUAGCGAAUCACAACAUAUAUCGUAAACUGAUCGACAUUUACAAAAUAUAACAAG